AUGGCUUUUGCAAACAAUACCCAGAAAUUAUACCUUGGCACCAUCACCUUCCUAGUCACGGUGCUAAGUCUACAUAUUCUUAAUCAUAAUGUCGCCGCACUGUGGCUAAACCACGGGAGUGACAUAACCAACGACAGGAAAGCAGAUGGGGAGGCGCUGAUCAGCCCAAGGACGGCGUCGAGGCUGCGUUUGCGGUGGAAGUUCCUCGCCGGCAGAGACAUAACCGCGACACCGGCUAUAGCCAACGGAGUGGCCUAUUUCCCGUCGUGGGAUGGAAAUCUAUACGCGGUGAACGCCUUUAAUGGUCGGUUGAUAUGGAAGAGGAAUCUUAACGAGCUAACGGGACUUAAUGGCACCGGAAUCAUCGUGAAUGUGAAUGUGACGGUUUCGAGAACAACCCCGGCAAUAGCCGGUGACCGCUUGAUCGUCGGAAUUUAUGGACCUGCUCUUGUGAUCGCGGUCUCACGUCUUGAUGGGAGGCUUUUGUGGUCGACGCUACUUGACCCUCGUCCUCGUGCCCUAAUCACGGCCUCUGGAACUGCUUACUUGGGGGAUUUCUACGUUGGGGUUUCAUCACUGGAAGUAGUGUUACCAGCCGACCAAUGCUGCACAUUCCGUGGCAGCUUGGUAAAGCUAGACGUUAGGACCGGCAGAGUUCUGUGGCAGACUUACACACUCCCCGACAACGGUGGUAAGCGGGGAGGUUAUGCUGGAGCCGCCAUAUGGGGAAGCAGCCCCGCCAUCGAUGUGAGGAGGCAGCAUGUUUACGUGGGAACUGGUCAGCUCUACACGGCUCCAGCUGAGGUCCUCAGAUGCCAAGAGGAGCAGAACAACCAACCUGGAAAGCCAACUCACCCUGAUCAGUGCAUUGGACCAAACAUCCACUACAAUUCCAUUCUCGCUUUUGAUAUCGAUACUGGGGGGAUUGUUUGGUCCAGGCAGUUGGGAGGCUAUGAUGUCUUUUAUUUUGUGUGUUUGGUUCCCAACAACCCUGACUGUCCUCCUGGACCUAAUCUUGACGCCGAUUUCGGGGAGGCACCCAUGCUGCUCACCAUUAAUCCGAACGGAACACGCCGAGUCGACGUCGCCGUUGCUGUCCAGAAAAGUGGGUUUGCUUGGGCUCUGGACCGUGACAAUGGUGACAUUGUUUGGUUUAAGUUGGCAGGACCAGGUAGCUUGGAGGGAGGAGGCAUCUGGGGUGCAGCCACGGAUGGGAGAAGGGUCUACACAAACAUAGUCAACGCCGAUAAGAAGCCUUUCGUCCUUGCCCCAUCUAAUCGGACGGCCACCUCAGGCGGAUGGGUGGCUCUUGAUGCAAAUACUGGGAGAAUCUUGUGGACCACGGCUGAUCCAGCCAACGACACCGCCCAUGGGCCGGUCACUGUGGCCAACGGUGUCGUCUUUGCUGGGUCAGUAGCUCCUAGUGGUCCAGUCUAUGCCAUGGACGGUGAAACCGGAAAGAUUCUAUGGUCAGCAAACACAGGUGCCACUGUUUAUGGGGGUGCUUCAGUAGGCUAUGGAUGCAUGUUUAUAGGGAGUGGAUACAGCGUUAGUCUCGCAAGGUUCCACCCUACUUGGACUCCCGGAACUUCUCUCUUUGCUUACUGCGUUCUAUGA
Messenger RNA from Morus notabilis, 1617 nucleotides. Its product is annotated as polyvinylalcohol dehydrogenase. The coding region runs from base 1 to 1617 and encodes 538 amino acids. NCBI's taxonomy places the organism in Eukaryota, Viridiplantae, Streptophyta, Magnoliopsida, Rosales, Moraceae. The transcript is spliced from 4 exons. The record is from RefSeq and is a predicted model, not a curated record.